Mycotypha africana is the source of this 1227-nucleotide messenger RNA. RefSeq lists its product as uncharacterized. NCBI's taxonomy places the organism in Eukaryota, Fungi, Mucoromycota, Mucoromycetes, Mucorales, Mycotyphaceae. Gene Ontology annotation, molecular function: microtubule binding. Gene Ontology annotation, biological process: cytoplasmic microtubule organization. The transcript is spliced from 7 exons. Bases 1 to 1227 code for a protein of 408 amino acids. The record is from RefSeq and is a predicted model, not a curated record.
AUGGAGGAAUCUUCUGAUUUGAAACGACAAAUCAAGGCUCUGGAAGAGCAAAAUGCACAUUUAUUAGAGCGUAGCCACCAAGUAGAGGAUGAAUAUCGGAAAGUGCUUGCCUUUAAAACCCUUAUGGACUCAUAUAAAGAACAAGUACAGCAAUUGGAAAUAGGAAACCGUGAGAUAAUCAAGGAAAAAACAAAGCUGGAAGAAGAGCUCGCCAAUAUGACGGAUACCUGUCAUUAUUUACAAGAUGAACGUGAUAGACAUAUGGAGCAGAUCCAAUUGCUAGAAGAGCAUAUCAAAGAAUUGGAGUUGGGCGACGGGCAAACAUUGGACAAGAUUGUUGCUGACCAUAGACCAAAAAUGGAAACCCUAAGAGCAUAUAAGGAGCAACUUCAAAAGGAUUAUGAAGCAGUUGUUCGAGAGAGAAAUGCACUACGAGAAGAUUUAUCGCACAUUAGAAACGGUAUUCCUGACUCACUUCUGAACCAAACGCAAACCAUCAUGUCCUUCCGUGCACGUAUCCUUGACCUUGAAAAGGAGUCAAGCCUCCUCAAACAAAAUAUGUUCACUUUGGAAACGAGCGUCUCAGAAGGCACUCGAAAUGUUGCCAAAGAUAAAGCAACAUUAGACAGGUUCGAAAAAGAGCAUGCUAAGCUGCAAGAUAAGACAAACAGGUUGGAGGAUAUGGUAAAAAUGCAAUUACACGAUAUCAACAGAAUGCUUGUAGAGGCCAAUUACCUGAAUGGUAUUAACGAUAACAGAAGCCAUAAUGAAUCAUUCGAAGAUAGACCAGGAUUAAGCAAUAAGGAUUUGGAGAUAAUCAAAGAGCAAAAUGCAAGCUUGCAAAUACAUGUGCUUAAUUUACAAGAAGAAAUCAACGAAACACAAGGCACCAGCAAAAAAGUGCGAGACAUGGUAAAACUUUACGGCCAAUUACUGCAAGAAAUGGCAGCUAGAUUCUCGAAUCUGCGCAGUUCAGACGAACCCAAUGGAUUAUCUGGUAGAAUUCCACGUACCAAAGAAGAAGAGUUUGAACUACUGAAGAAACAAAUUCACGAUGUUCGCCAGCAGUCAAAGAUUGAACAGCAGCUUAUUGUCUCUGCAUGGUAUGAUCUGGUAAAGCGCGCUGAUAGAGAUGCUUCCAGUCUUAUUUUCCGUUCCGCACCUUCGUCUUGGUUGGGAAGACAAAGGAAGGCAUUGGACGUUCAUCUAAGACAAAGAUUAUGCUAA